Molecule: messenger RNA, 2390 nt
Organism: Onychostruthus taczanowskii (white-rumped snowfinch)
Lineage: Eukaryota; Metazoa; Chordata; Aves; Passeriformes; Passeridae
Gene: OCIAD2
Product: OCIA domain containing 2
Exons: 8
Coding region: 264-704 (146 amino acids)
Cellular component (GO): mitochondrial inner membrane
Source: RefSeq, a predicted model, not a curated record
GCCGGAGCCCGGCAGCCCGGGCGGGCCGGUUCCGCCCAGAGCGGCUCAGCGCGGCAGGCGGGCACCCGUGGGCUGUGGGGUCAGCCCAGUCCAGCCCGUUCUGUUUCCUCCGGCGGCCUGCGAAAGAUGAACAUUGGACUUGCGAAUAUCAGUAUGAUAUCUUGACUUUUUACCUUUGUACCCAGCAGAAGGAGAAGUAGCCAAGCAUAAAACGCGUAGCUUCUGCUGAACAAGAGCAGUAGCAGACUACAAGGAAAGAGACAAUGUCUUCUGAAACAGGUCAACAGGGAAGUCAGACACCUCCAAUAAAACAACCUGGAUGGCCAAUGUUAUUUUGUCCCAUGUCCCAAAUUCAAGACAGAGAGAUUGCAAGGAUCAUUAAAGAAUGCAAACAGGAAAGUUUUUGGUACAGAGCUCUUCCUUUAUCUCUUGGGAGCAUGCUUGUCACCCAGGGGCUAAUCUCAAAAGGCAUUUUCUCAGCAAGCCCAAGAUUUGGUCCAUACCCCAAGAUGGCACUUGCUGGUAUCUUGGGUUUUGCCAUUGGAAGGAUGUCAUACAUGGGAAAAUGCAAAAAAAAGUUUCAGAAAAUUGGUAUUGCACCAUUUUGUCCACAACAAAAAAGGAAGUGUCAUCAUACUUGCAAAGAAUGUAAGGCAAAAUUGGGAUCGAAUGAGAGAGAAGGUUCAAGUCCUUCAACAGCUUAGUGCCAGAUGUGGUGAACACAAUUAAAACCUUAUGGACCAUCUUCUUUCAAGGCACUUUCCUGUGGACUAGAAAUAAUAAUUUUGUGAUUCAAUCUCUUAAGAAUCGGUAUAAAUUGACUCAUUUGAAAUAGUUGCAUAUUGUUACGUAGCUCUGUACUAAAUACCAGUUUUUUGAAAUACACGUUUUGAAAUACACUCCUCUAUUUUCAGCACAUAUUGGUUUAUUUUCCUCUCUUCAAUGCAAUUUAGCUCUUAGUACUGAAAAAUUACAUUUGUCUAUUGUAUUUAGAUGCUGGCAAUGCUUUGUGUAACAGACAGAGUGGUUUAUGUUGGAAUGUUUGUCUGUGUCAAACGGAAAGGGUGUGAGGAUGUUUAAACGGUUUGCACAGUGAAGCAGCUAUCCAGUCUGAGCUGACCCCUUGGUUGUGGAGUCCUUUAAGAGUACCCAAUUCAGGGUAUUGUCAGACUGCAGUUACUGUGCUGAACCAACUUCCCAUAAGCCAAUUUUACACAAAGGGCUGCUUUGCCAGGGAUACCAAAAUCAUGAACAAGAACACAAUAUUUUGGAACAGCUUAUGGUUGCAUAAAAUCUGAGGCCACCAGAUGCUGAGAAAACCCCAAACCUAGAUAGCACAGGCUCUCUACAAACAGCAGGACACAGUCUUCCAUGAAACAUCUCAGCAAAUCAAAAGCAGGCACUUCCCCUAAACACAGUGAUGGCUUUCAUAUGGAAAUAUAUGCAGCUCCUGAAAAGUUUGGCCUUCACUGUCAGUCGAUGAAGACUGUCUUCUGUGAGUUUUUUCUGUUUGCUUUUAUACUAUGCCUGUGGUUAGUGGCCCUCUUUUGAACUAGCUUCUAUGGGCAUCUUUACCUCAACACAAAGAAAUUCUGCAAGCAAAAUAUAUAGUGUGGAAAAGUAGAAUAUAACUAUUAAUUGAUUAGUAAACACAAAAGACAUUCUGGAUUUGACAAAAUCAUUAGACUGAAUACUCAACUCCCUGAUAAAGCACUUGGAUAGCCUUUCCUAGCCAAGCAGCCACCAGGCAGAAGGAGAAGGGUUUGACUGGCCUCCCUGUUCUUUACUAUAAGAUUUUAUAUUUUUCUACUUGGUGUUUAGCCUUUUGAAUUCUUGAGCAACUAAGAACCCCUGUCUCAACAGGGGCUUCAAUUUUAUACUCGUUACUUUUCUACAGAAUUUUUCCACAGCACUUGCAAUGGGAGUCAGGGAUACACAGCAGUGCUGCUGUGUACAGGCAGGUGAGCCUUGGAGAGCCUUCCACAGGGCCUCCAGGGAAGAGGGGCUUACACAACCACAGAGAAGGCAACCUCCUUUGUGAAAAUCAUGUAAUAGUCAUGGGUGUGCUGUGAUAGCCACCAAAACUUGCACGGUGACAUGUCUGAGCUACUUCCCCUGUGUCUGUCCUCUGCUGCCAAGAUAACAGCCAGCAGCUGCAGCAGGCUGAGUCGUGCCUGGGUUAUCUGAGGGAAGCCAUUACAUCCAGGUGACACCAAGGAGAGCGGUGCGUGUGACAGAGGACCUUGCAUGUCAGACUCUCAGAGGUUGUUCUUGUGGUCAGUGUUACCUCUUGGGAUUACAGCUUAGCUACUGAACUUUUCUUUAAAUGUAAUUUUGAUGGUUUUUUACUUUUGAUUAUUUUUCUGUAAUAAAUAUACUGAUGUAUAAAA